GCCUGCUAGUCUGGUCCUCCUUCUGUUGCUCUCCUAUUGGGCGUCUCGAUUUCUUUCUCAUCUUGUUGAACGCUGCGGUUCUUGCUCCGAAUCCGUCCAGGCCGGCAACGGGGAAGGGGCGGCGCACUGAGACCUGAAGGAACCGCCGCCGCCGCCGCUCUUCUCUGACGGAAAUGGCCCAUCAGGGAGUUCCGAAAUUCGGAAGUUGGGAGGACGAAGGGCAAGCCUACACGCAGUACUUCGAAAAUGCUCGCAAGGGGAAAUCUCCAGGGAGGUCUGUUAAUCCAAACAACCCUAAGGAAGCCACAGAAGCACCCUCGAAUGAUCCACCGUCAGUUAAGGCCUCUCCCUUGAGGGCUGGAACCGAGCCGGGGUUACGGAGCAAGGAUGAAACACGUGCCACCCGUGAAGAUGAUCUUCGACGGCACGACGCAACAGCUCGAAAAGCGAGCAAUGAAAGGUCACCCAUGCAUCCUCGUCAUGCUGCAAGGCUUGCAAACAAAGGUGGUGGUGCAUCCCCUUCUGGAGAUCGCAGGGGUUCGGCGGAAGGAAACCGUGGGAAUGCUCCUACCACACCUGGAAGGUCUAAGAUGAGACCAAGUGGGCGUGGUGAUGAAACGCCUGAGAGAGGAUCAGCUGUGCCAAAGUUUGGAGACUGGGAUGAGAAAGACCCUUCAACAGGUGAAGGUUUCACUGACAUAUUUGAGAAGGUGAGGGAGGAGAAGCAGUCGGGCACGGAUAAUGUCAGCACCAGCCAUGCGUAUACCAACCGCUACAAUCAAGGGGGCCGAUAUGAAUCUUCGGGCUGCUCAUGCUUCAGUUGGUUCAAGAAGUAACACCGGCCCUGUCUGAAAUAUACUUGUUGCUAUUGUAUCUUUGUCAAAUGAGUAGCCUCAGUCCGUUUUCCUGUUGAGAUGUUAUUCAGUCAUGAGACAUGUAUCUGAACACAGAUUUGGAAGGCUGUGAUCAGCAUUUUGAGCGUUUGUAAUUUGUGAGUGAUUGCCUGAAUUGUUCUGCAUUGUCUCAUUGCUAUACUGAAGGGCGACAAGUUGGCAAA
Lolium rigidum is the source of this 1057-nucleotide messenger RNA. Its product is annotated as RPM1-interacting protein 4-like. The transcript has 4 exons. Lineage: Eukaryota; Viridiplantae; Streptophyta; Magnoliopsida; Poales; Poaceae. The record is from RefSeq and is a predicted model, not a curated record. The coding region runs from base 174 to 836 and encodes 220 amino acids.